AUGGACGAAGCCAAUGUUGAAGAUGGUCGACGCAAACCAUCUAUACAUGCUAAUGAUUGGAAUGAAUCUUUAUGUGGCUGUUUCAGUGAUUUAAAGAUAUGUUGCUGUGGCUGUUGGUGCCUGCCACGUUUAUUUGGUGAAAAUGCUGAAAAAAUUGAUGGCAGUAGUUGUGUAGGAAUGUGCUUGGCAUAUUGGUUACUUGCUCAUUGUGAUCUAUGCUGGGUACCACAUCUAAUGAAAAGAAAGAAACUACGAGAGAAAUUUCAUUUCAAAGAAGAUACUGCUAUGGAUUGUCUCGUGGCCGCAUUCUGUGCUCCAUGUGCAGUUUGUCAAGAGGCUCGCGAAUUGAAAUUAAGAGCUGGACCUCUCGGCAAUGCCAAUGUCGCGCCUAUUCGUCGUCAACCAAUAGUGGCUUAUCGAAAAUGA
This is a messenger RNA of Rotaria socialis, 426 nucleotides long. The record is from the annotation of a GenBank genome assembly. NCBI's taxonomy places the organism in Eukaryota, Metazoa, Rotifera, Eurotatoria, Philodinida, Philodinidae.